GCUUCAGAAAUCAACGGGUGACGUCAUCUUCUACAGUCUGUAGUGUAAGCAGGAGCAACAACACUGACUGGAGAAGUCAGCCUGUCUGCCAGUGAAACGGUUUCCCUUCAGCCAGCGCCGAUGGACAACGCCCAGGAGCGACGCAAGCCCACAAGGAAUAAUAAACGAGGAAGUCGAGGCUUUGUUCCUGAGGUUGGUUCAUCGUGUGGAACCUUCACCUAUAUGGAACGGGCGAUGGAGCAGCUUAACGUACAGCUCAACCGGCUGACCCGUUCCUCCGCCGGGCCAGGGACCGUGGAACUCCCGGAAGAUAAUGAAACUGCUGUGUACACACUGAUGCCUAUGGUCAUGGCUGACCAGCAUAGGUCAGUGUCAGAGUUGCUGCUCAACUCCAAGUUUGAUGUGAACUACGCCUUUGGACGGGUCAAGAGAAGUCUACUGCAUAUUGCUGCCAACUGCGGGUCAGUGGAGUGUCUGGUUCUGCUGCUGAAGAGAGGAGCCAACCCAAACUACCAAGACAUCUCAGGCUGUACCCCUCUGCACCUUGCUGCUAGGAAUGGACAGAAGAAGUGUAUGGGCAAACUACUGGAAUAUAAUGCUGAUGUCAAUAUCUGCAACAAUGAGGGACUGACUGCUAUCCACUGGUUGGCAGUAAAUGGUCGAACCGAGCUUCUGCAUGAUUUGGUCCAGCACGUGUCCAAUGUUGAUGUGGAGGAUGCCAUGGGGCAGACUGCUUUACAUGUAGCCUGUCAAAAUGGACACAAAACGACAUGUGUGUGUCUUCUGGACAGUGGAGCUGAUAUCAACCGGCCAAACGUCUCUGGAGCCACACCUCUUUACUUUGCCUGCAGUCAUGGUCAAAGAGACACAGCACAGAUCCUGCUGUCUAGAGGUGCCAAAUAUCUUGCUGACAAAAAUGGAAUCACUCCUCUGGAUCUCUGUGUGCAGGGUGGAUAUGAAACCUGUGAAAUUCUCAUCCAGCACCACACCAGACUGUUCCAGACCCUCAUCCAGAUGACACAGAAUGAUGAUAUUAAAGAGAACAUGCUCAGACAGGUUCUGGAGCAUGUCUCUCAGCAGAGUGACAGUCAUUACCAGAGGAUCUUGACCAGUCUUGGUGAAGUGGCUACUACAAACGGACACAAGCUUCUCAGCUUGUCCAGCAAUUAUGAAGCUCAGAUGAAGAGUCUUCUGAGAAUUGUUCGUAUUUUCUGCCAUGUAUUUCGCCUUGGGCCUUCAUCACCUAACAAUGGCAACGACAUGGGCUACAAUGGCAACAAGACACCUCGCAGCCAGGUCUUUAAGCCACUGGAGCUGCUGUGGCACUCUCUGGAUGAGUGGUUGGUGCUUAUCUCCACAGAGCUGGACAGGAACAGGAAGAACCCAUCUUCCUCCUCCUCCAGCAGUGAGAUAGCCUCUCUGCUUUUUAAACAGCGCGAGUCUGAUAGCUCUGUUGCCACACCAAAGCUUCCCUCCUUGUUGGACCAUCAUAUCGUCAUGGAGGCAGAGGCGUAUGGUGAUGGAGAGGAUGUCAUCUCCAUGACAGCCAAUCGGCUCAGUGCUGUUAUCCAGGCCUUCUAUAUGUGCUGCUCCUCUCAGAUGCCACAAGGAAUGACAUCCCCCUGCUUCAUUGAGUUUGUCUGCAAGCAUGAUGAGGUGCUGAAGUGUUUUGUAAACAGGAAUCCAAAGAUAAUCUUUAACCACUUCCACUUUCUGCUGGAGUGUCCUGAGUUGAUGUCACGCUUCAUGCAUAUAAUUAAAGGCCAGCCCUUCAAGGAUCGCUCUGAGUGGUUCUAUGAGCAUCUACUGGCCGGUCAGCCAGAUUCAGACAUGGUUCAUCGUCCAGUCAGUGAGAACGACAUCCUGCUCGUCCACAGAGACUCCAUAUUUUGGAGUAGCUGUGAGAUGGUUUCCAAGUCCACCAAUGAGAAACUCAAACAGGGCAUUGCUGUUCGCUUCCAUGGAGAGGAGGGCAUGGGACAGGGUGUGGUUCGGGAGUGGUUUGACAUCUUAUCCAAUGAAAUCAUCAACCCAGACUAUGCUCUGUUCACUCAGUCAGCAGAUGGUACAACUUUUCAGCCUAACAGCAACUCCUCAGUAAACCCAGACCAUCUGAACUACUUCCGAUUUGCAGGUCAGAUUCUUGGCCUGGCUCUGUACCACCGACAGCUGGUCAACAUCUACUUCACUCGCUCAUUCUACAAACACAUUCUGGGUAUUCCAGUGAACUACCAGGAUGUGUCAUCCAUCGAUCCAGAGUAUGCUAAGAAUCUGCAGUGGAUUCUGGACAACGACAUAAGUGAUCUGGGUCUAGAGCUCACCUUCUCUGUGGAAACGGAUGUGUUUGGGGCAAUGGAGGAAGUGCCACUCAAACCUGGAGGGACCAGUAUCCUGGUCACACAGGACAACAAGGCUGAAUAUGUCCAGCUGGUGACAGAGCUGAGGAUGACGAGAGCCAUUCAGCCUCAGAUAAAUGCCUUCUUACUGGGAUUCCACACCUUCAUUCCCCCAUCCCUCAUUCAGCUUUUUGACGAAUAUGAAUUGGAACUCCUGCUGUCAGGGAUGCCAGAGAUCGAUGUGCAAGAUUGGUGCCAGAACACGGAGUACACCAGUGGCUAUGACCCUCAGGAGCCAGUAAUCCAGUGGUUCUGGGAAGUGGUAAAGAGCUUGACCCAGGAGGAACGCGUUCUUCUGCUUCAGUUUGUGACCGGAAGUUCCAGAGUUCCUCAUGGUGGCUUUGCUUACUUGAUGGGUGGCAGUGGUUUACAGAAAUUCACAGUUGCUGCAGUACCGUACACCUCCAACCUACUGCCUACCUCCAGUACCUGUAUCAACAUGCUGAAACUCCCAGAAUAUCCAAGCAAAGAGGUCUUGAAAGAUCGGCUGCUGGUAGCGCUGCAUUGCGGGAGUUACGGGUACACCAUGGCGUAAACGUCUUGCCAGCUCCUGCUGCUAUGACAGUCUGCAAGUCAUGCAACUCCCACCUCCUCCUCCUUCACAGACCCUUUUUGUAGUCAGAUGCUGCUUUUGAUAUACAAAUAAAGAUAAUCAAAAUUGUUCUUGAAGAGCUGCUGAAGAAGCACAACAGACUGAGCAGAGACCACAGGUUCUAGUUCACCACACACAUUUACUGAUUGAAGCUGGUAUCUGGCCAUUUCUGCUUUCUGCAAAUAAUAAUUAUAUAACAGAAUUUAUUUCAUGAACUCCUUAUUUAAAACACACAGUAUUAUAGUAUUCCUCAUAAAAUGCAACCUUACUGAAUGCCACAGAUCGAUUUUGUUCCAGUGGAACAAGCAUAGAAAAUAAUUGAUCAGUUUUGAACAUGCAAUCAGUCAAUGUGCAUCAAACAUAUCAGGAAUAAGAUGCAGGUAUAUCAGACUGAUACUAUGGAACAAAUCUGUAUUUUGUGUUUGCCCUGCCACUUGCCUUCUGUUUCAAUCUCCCUAUUUUAACACUCCGUGAUUUUUUAGUCAGUAGAUUUUGUCUGAAUAACUCAAAUGACUUACCGUCAGGGUCCGGUAAGAGGCCAGUGCCAAUAUUUUAUCUAAGUGGGGUUUUUGUAUUACCUCAUUGCAGAGAAAUCAGAAUAUUUAGUUUAAAUACAGUAAAUCAAUAACUGCAUAGACAAAAUGAUGCCAACAGCCUCAUGUUCUAGCCAUAUGUUGUACUUGUCAUUCAAAAAUGAGAGCAGAUCUUCCACUGUUGUAGUUUCAGGCCACCCACCAGGAGCUAAACCUGAUGGCAAGGAUUUUUCUAAUGUUGGCUGAUGCGGCCCAGAUUAUAAUCUGUAUUUGUGUUCAUCCCAAAGCUGCUGGAUGGCAUUAAAAGUGAGGGUUUUGCGGGCCAGUCAAGAUCUUACAAAGGAAGCCAGGAAAAGCACUCUGGUUACCCCUGUCUGUGUUGGAACACAAGAGGGUCAAAUUCCAAUUGGUGACAGAAAAUACUGAUGUCUAAAAUAUUGUAUGAUGCAGUAUUAACAUUUACCAUGACUGACACUGAGCAAUCUGAACCUGAAGAAACAGACACAGACUAAAAGUACACCAAAGUAUGUGGAUGGAUUUGUCCAUUUAGCUAAUGUGCUACUAUUUGUUGAGGUUAUUUCAACACAAGAAACUCCUGCACACUCACUGCUGUUUGUUCUGUAUUAUAUAAGAGAGUUUGUCAAUUUAGAAUUAGCUGUAUGGGUCCAGAUUUAGUGGCUGUAAAUGACCAGUCCAGUUACUCCAUUAGUGUGAAAAGCAAACAGGCUGCAGAAGUUGACAUUGCAUAACUACAUCAUACGCUGGAGCCGACUAGAGCUGGAACUGUGUCAGGACAUCUAAAUUGCACUUUUAGCUCUGUCCUCUUCAGUUUCCAGCUUUCACCAUUUUAGUAUGGAACUGUGAAAUGUUUGCCAAACACACACAUAUAACUUAGGCUUUAUUUAAUUUUAUUAAAUAGCUGCAAGGAUUGAGUGCAGAGCAAACAGGUGAGAUGUUGCACACAGGUUCACUUUAAGAAUCAAUACCUUUUUCUUUCUUUUUUUUUUUUUUUUUUUAGCAAAAAACCCCCCCAAAGAUGAUUGAAUCCACUUGGAUGCAGUGACAUCACUUAGAGGAUAGAACAUAACUAAUCACGAAAUUAAAAAAAUAAAGCAACUGAUUCAGUAGGUGUAAUAAUGAAAAUAGUUUAGUGUACAAAGCCCAUAGGUUACUGCAGAUGGUAUAGUUGCAGAUUAUGUUUUUGCUUUUUUGAUUACAUAUUAAAUUAUUUAGUGUUUGAUUGCUAAAUAAAAUGAUCCACCACUAGCAGCGUAUUUUGGGUAAAAGCCCAGUGUAAUAAUGUCUUUUAGGACUCUACAGUGCUUCACUGUUGCCAUUUAUUGACUUGCUUCAUGCAAAUUACCAAAGUAAAUAAUUAAUAUAAAGGUGCAAAGGGAAAGAGAUACUUGGCCCUGGUACUGGCACAGAUAUGUCACUGAUCAAACAGAAGUAAAGACAUUGUCAGUGGGUAACAAUUUGUAUUUGAUGGAGAAUAGUAGUAAAGGGGGUGCUGUCACUGCAGGAACACAAUUUGUUUUCGUUUCUUUUGGGUAAUUACAAUUAUGAAGAAAAACAUACAUUAACUAAAAGCAAAGUAUAGCUGUUUAUUGAUUUCCAAGCAAACAUAAGUUUUAUUUCAGUUGUAUUUCAGUCUGGACUUAUUCAGCUGUGAUGGAAAGUGUGUUUGCGAAAAAGAAACCGUUGUACAUUACAUUGGUGUAGGUAGUGGACUUACUUUCUGGCAAUGGUGUUUUCCUUGUUUGAAUACACCCCUCCAUUCCUGUAGCAUAAAGUGCAUGUGUCUGUGAUAGACUGUGAGAAGUUCAUUUUUUACAUCACUAUUUUGCUGUUAUUUGUAAUCUUCUUUCAUGAUAGCCUUCUAUUUGUACUUGUCCUUGUUUCACAGAAUUUUACAACAAACAAUAUAUAUAGUUUGUCACGACAAAAGGGAUUGAGGUAACAUUAUGAAUGUAUCACACAAACCUCUUGGGUAGUUUUCCUUCUUUCCGUUUUUAAAGGGAGUAUACACAUUGAUUUACUCUUUCAUCAUAUCUGUCGGUAUUGCUUUGAAUUCAGUAUCUGAAAUGCUUUUGUAAAGAGAUGUUCAUGUUUUCUUGUAAAUGCAGCCUUCAUACAUUCUUCUGCAAAUGUUUGCAGUAUUAAAUUAGGUAUUUUACCAUGAAAUAUAUGUUAUGCAUUAAAAUUUUAUCUAAUAAAACAUGUUUUGAUACUCUUAA
Molecule: messenger RNA, 5758 nt
Organism: Acanthochromis polyacanthus (spiny chromis)
Lineage: Eukaryota; Metazoa; Chordata; Actinopteri; Pomacentridae
Gene: hace1
Product: HECT domain and ankyrin repeat containing E3 ubiquitin protein ligase 1
Biological process (GO): protein polyubiquitination; positive regulation of protein catabolic process; proteasome-mediated ubiquitin-dependent protein catabolic process
Cellular component (GO): nucleus
Molecular function (GO): protein binding; ubiquitin-protein transferase activity
Source: RefSeq, a predicted model, not a curated record